This is a messenger RNA of Cydia splendana, 1387 nucleotides long. Its product is annotated as major facilitator superfamily domain-containing protein 9-like. The transcript is spliced from 5 exons. Gene Ontology annotation, molecular function: transmembrane transporter activity. Bases 122 to 1357 code for a protein of 411 amino acids. Gene Ontology annotation, biological process: transmembrane transport. The record is from RefSeq and is a predicted model, not a curated record. Lineage: Eukaryota; Metazoa; Arthropoda; Insecta; Lepidoptera; Tortricidae.
GAAAAAAAUAAAAUUAAUUAUGAAUGGGAUUGCAAAUUAUUGUAAUACAUUACAAUUAUAAAUCUAUAUUCGAACACGUGAAUAUUUAUCAGCUAUGUGUAUUCAACAAUAACAAAAAAAAAUGACUUUUACAAUCUAUCUUCUUCAAUGUGUUGCGUUUGUGGAUCUCCUGGCAGUGAGCUUGAUAGUUCCAUUGAUUGCCAGUCAUGUGAGGACCUUGGGUGCUGACCAUGUGUAUGUGGGUCUCAUGGGUUCUAUUUACUCUGGGUGUCAGCUGGCUUCAGGACCACUUCUUGGCAGUUUUAGUGAUCUUAAAGGGCGUAAAGUUGUACUGAUUGCUACAUUAUUAAUAUGUGGUCUGGCCUAUGCUGCUUUGGGUAUUACUAGUUCACUAGUUGUUAUACUAAUUAUACGAGCAAUUUUAGGCCUAUUUAAGCAGACACAAAUAUUGACAAAAGCUUUAGUGCCAGACUAUGAGCGGAGUGAAAAGAAACAGUCCGACAUUUAUGGCAAAAUGGCGGCCAUAUCUGGAGUUGGUAUGACUAUAGGCCCAGUUAUUGGAGGGCAUAUAGCAGAAGAUCAUCCGGAAGAAGCCUUUAAACUGGUUGCCACCGUUGUUGGAAUCUGCUUUAUUGCCAAUGCAGGUUUGGUGUAUUUAUUACCAAAAUCAAUAUCAGAAUUGCAACAGGCAAACAAACCAGUCAAAGAAAAAAUUACAUCAAAAGGAAUUGUACAUAAAAUAGUUAGUAGUUGUAAAGAAUCCGUUUUGGAGUUGUAUAAAAUAGAAUGGUCCAAAUAUGGGACCAUAUUUUUUUUCAAAGGAUUGCUUGGGUUUGCUAUGUCAUUAUACUAUUCAAAUUAUGUUUUGUAUUUAAAAAUCACUUAUGAAUUAACUCCCAAGUAUAUUGGGUAUAUUAUAUCAUUCCAGGGCAUAAUAGGAUCAAUUUGUAGUUAUUACAUGGGAUACAUAAAUAGCUUUUAUACAAAAGACAAAGAUUACAGUAUUAGAAACUUCCAUGUAUUUUUGGUUCUAUCUUUGUCAAUAUUAGGAUUGAUUAAUUCUUUUAAUAUUUAUAUGUAUGCUUUAUUUUUGAUACCUCUUGCAAUAGGUAAUGCUGUUGGUAGGUUAGUAACUUUGGAAAUGAUACUAAAGAGAAGCCAUAAUAAACACAGAGCUGCAUUAAUUGGAGCAUCUAACAGUGUGCGGUCUCUAUCUGGUGUAGUCGCCCCAAUGGUAGCAGGCUUUAUAGGACAGUACUACAGUGUACAGCAUGUUGUUUAUGUAACAUUUUUUGUGGUGUCUUUAGGUUCUCUUGCAAGUUAUAGGCACAAAAACAAAAGAAUAAAACAAGACUGAAGUUUUAAUAAAUCAUUUGUUAUGUUUAAA